Messenger RNA from Canariomyces notabilis, 1168 nucleotides. RefSeq lists its product as uncharacterized. Gene Ontology annotation, biological process: retrograde transport, endosome to Golgi; phospholipid translocation. The record is from RefSeq and is a predicted model, not a curated record. The transcript has 3 exons. The coding region runs from base 317 to 1168 and encodes 283 amino acids. Gene Ontology annotation, cellular component: endosome; trans-Golgi network. NCBI's taxonomy places the organism in Eukaryota, Fungi, Ascomycota, Sordariomycetes, Sordariales, Chaetomiaceae.
GACUUCCGAAAUUGUGGGUGCUCCCGACAAUCAGGUUGCACAAUGUUGGCGCCCGCCACCGGACCGUGCCGGGUUUGACUUUUGAUUCCGCGAUUUCGCAAGCGCAUCCCGACCCGGCAGUCCAUCAUCUCUAUCCCACCCACUCGGACGUGUGCAAUUGGCUUUUGCUGGAACGGCAUGUCCCCGAGCGAAACACUGCGCAUUUCCGUCACGAUUUGGUCGUAAUCUCCCAUUGCUCCUCGGCUUCUCAGCGCUGGUCCUGCCCCUGAACGAGACUUGACGGCGCGACAACCUCUCGCAUAUCGGUGCCGGCAGGAUGGGGUGGUUCACGACCUUGUUGGGCUAUCUAACCCCAGCAUUCCUGAUAUUGUCCCCGCUGCUCUCAUACAGCGACCAAGCCUACUCCAUGUACCGCACCAGAUCCAGCGCCGGCUUCUCCCUCGACAUCCCCCUUAUUAUGCUUGUCGCCUCGCUGCUCAGGAUAUUCUAUUUCCCCGGCGCGCGAUAUGACAACGCCCUCCUGAUACAAUCAUUCGUUAUGGUCUUUAUGCAGGUCAUUAUACUUAAGAUCGCGCUGGACCACCGUCCCGCACCAUACUCGAAGGGCGGGGAAGCCGCCACCCCGUUCGCGCGUGUACACGAGACACAACGGCCGUUUAAUUUCUGGCAGUGGAGGGCUCCAAAACCAUAUUGGCAGUUUUUGCUCUCUCUUUUCGUUGGUCUGGUGGUUUGCGAGCUCCUGCUGGCCCCAAUCCCCGUGGUAUACCAGUCGUAUUCCUCGCUGAUCGGCAUCAUCGGCCUCUCAGUCGAGGCGACGCUUCCGUUGCCGCAAAUCCUCGCAAACGCCCGAUCGCAGUCAUGCAAGGGAUUCCGCGUCUCGGUCCUGGCCAGCUGGCUGGUUGGUGACGCCAUGAAAAUGUUUUGGUUCUUUACCUCGACGACAUCGAUCCCGCUGGCGUUCAAGGUCUGCGGCAUGUUUCAGGCUGCAUGUGAUCUUUUCUUGGGUUUCCAGUAUAUGAUGUACGGCGACGGAGAGGCCGUGUCCAAGAGCCCUCAGCUUGCUUCCACUUGGUCUCACGAGCUCAAAACAAACGGGUUCAGCACUUCAAGUGGACGCGACACUCCGCCAGGCCGGAGGACAUCGUCAAGCGAAAAAGCAAUAUUGUAA